This is a messenger RNA of Punica granatum (pomegranate), 911 nucleotides long. NCBI's taxonomy places the organism in Eukaryota, Viridiplantae, Streptophyta, Magnoliopsida, Myrtales, Lythraceae. The record is from RefSeq and is a predicted model, not a curated record.
CCGAAAACUCAAAAUGUCUCCGGACUAAUUCAGUCUAAUCGCAUGGUCCACCUAGGAGACACGCCUUCAUCAGCGGAACCCGCGUUGCUCACAAUCUCAACGUCAAGGGGCUUGCUUGAAGCUCGGGACUUGCUCGGUCGGGCGCAAUUGAGUCCGGAAAUGGAAGGCGUUAAAGAGCAAGAACGCGUUGAGGGAGACGCCCCGAUGGAUUGUGACAAGCCCAUGCCUUCGCCCCAGGAAGAGGAGGCUGCAGUAAAGAAGAAGUACGGAGGAAUCAUGCCCAAAAAACCACCUCUUAUUUCCAAGGUGAUAUAUAAUCUUUCAGCCAAUUGUUUUAACUAUAAAAUAAAUGCUAGCUUUCAUAAAGGCCUUGUGUACAUAACAUGCAUCCUCUGUUGUCAGGACCAUGAGCGGGCCUACUUCGAUUCUGCUGAUUGGGCAUUGGGGAAGCAAGGCGUAGAGAAGCCCAAAGGACCUCUUGAAGCCCUUCGCCCCAAAUUGCAGCCAACACAGCAGCAGACAAGAUACAGGAAAUCUCCUUACGCUCCAUCGGAUGGUGAAGAAGGGGGACCGGCUCCAUCUGAGGACAUGCACACUCAGUGAAUUCGAGACGCUUUGUUUAGCCCGCACUGUUACUAAGUAUAAUAGUUGAAUGAACAAUUUUACAUUGUUCCCUUAAUUGUGCUGAAGGAAUAUGUUGUCUUGUUAUGCCCCAGAAAACAUGAAAAGAAGAAAAGAAACAGAUGAUCAAAGGAACACAACAUUUAAACUGGUUGUUCCGAGAUUUUAUGGUGGUGAACACAUAAAUUGUUUCACCUGUGUACCGAGCUUAAAACACUGCUUGAAUUUCAGAAAGAUGAGAUAAACCUCUUGGUGGUUCUGUUAUAACAAUCGACUGCAGGUUUUUGUGA